CUGAGCAGAGGCCUGGCUGGAGGGAGGAGAGGUUCAGUGCUCCUGGGGGACACUUCUCAAGCGUGGGUGGAGACAUUAGGUCAAAACGAAAGGAUUCCGGGCCAGGGAGACAGGUGUCAGUAAAGUGCUUAUCACACGUGAAGACCUGCGUUGGAUCUUAAUAUCCUUGUAAAAAGCCAGGUGUGGUGGUGUGCACUCGUAAUCCCAGCAUUGGCAGAGACAGGAGGAUCUCUGGGGAUUGCAGACCAGCCAGUCCAGCCAAAUCCAAAAGCUCCUGGUCCCAGUGAGACACGCUGUCUCAAAAAGGAAGGUGGCUGGCUCUGGAGGAACGACACCCAAGGUUAACCUCUGGACUCUACAGGCAUCUGGAGUCACAUGACGGACAAGUUUUCAAUUUGAGUAUUCUUUAAAUGAAACAUCGGUAAAGCGUUGUAUAAAGAAGAGAGACUCCAAUCAACGAUAUCAAUUAUAAGUUGGAAAAGAAUCAUGUUGUCCUUAAACAACCUGCAAAAUAUCAUCUACAACCCGACAAUCCCCUAUGUUGGCACCAUUUCUGAGCAGUUGAAGCCUGGCUCUUUGAUUGUAAUCCGUGGACAUAUUCCUAAUGAUGUGGACAGGUUCCAGGUGGACCUACAGCAUGGCAACAGCCUGAAGCCGAGGGCGGACGUGGCCUUCCACUUCAACCCUCGCUUCAAAAGGUCCAACUGCAUCGUUUGUAACACGAUGACGAAUGAGAAAUGGGGCUGGGAGGAGAUCACCUAUGACAUGCCCUUCAAAAAAGAAAAGUCCUUUGAGAUCGUGAUCAUGGUGCUCAAGAACAAAUUCCAGGUGGCUGUGAAUGGGAAGCACACUCUGCUGUAUGCCCACAGGAUUGGCCCAGAGAAGAUAGACACACUAGGUGUCUAUGGCAAAGUGAACGUUCACUCUAUUGGGUUCAGCUUCAGCUCGGGUUUACAGAGUAUGGAAACAUCUACCCUGGGACUGACGCAGAUAAGUAGAGAAAAUGUACAUACGUCUGGCAAGGCACAGUUGAGCCUGCCGUUCGAAGCAAGGUUGAACGCCUCCAUGGGCCCUGGACGGACGGUUGUCAUUAAGGGAGAAGUGAACACAGUUGCUAAAGGUUUUAACGUUGACUUAAUGGCAGGAAAAUCAAGGGAUAUCGCUCUACACUUGAACCCACGCCUGCACAUGAAAGCAUUUGUAAGAAAUUCCUUUCUUCAGGAUGCCUGGGGAGAAGAGGAGAGAAAUAUUACCAGCUUCCCAUUUAGUCUUGGAAUGUACUUUGAGAUGAUAAUUUACUGUGAUGUCCGAGAAUUCAAAGUUGCAGUAAAUGGUGUGCACAGCCUGGAGUACAAACACAGAUUUAAAGACCUAAGCAGUAUUGACACACUAGCAGUUGAUGGUGAUAUCCGUUUGCUGGAUGUAAGGAGCUGGUAGCUACCAUGACUGCCAAAACUACUGAAAUACAAAAUGGCUUAUGUGA
This is a messenger RNA of Peromyscus eremicus (cactus mouse), 1483 nucleotides long. It is a transcript of the gene Lgals8, whose product is annotated as galectin 8. Gene Ontology annotation, molecular function: carbohydrate binding. The transcript is spliced from 10 exons. Bases 487 to 1437 code for a protein of 316 amino acids. The record is from RefSeq and is a predicted model, not a curated record. NCBI's taxonomy places the organism in Eukaryota, Metazoa, Chordata, Mammalia, Rodentia, Cricetidae.